This is a messenger RNA of Adelges cooleyi (spruce gall adelgid), 2143 nucleotides long. Its product is annotated as peptidylprolyl isomerase domain and WD repeat-containing protein 1. Lineage: Eukaryota; Metazoa; Arthropoda; Insecta; Hemiptera; Adelgidae. The record is from RefSeq and is a predicted model, not a curated record. Bases 197 to 2056 code for a protein of 619 amino acids. Gene Ontology annotation, biological process: protein folding; protein peptidyl-prolyl isomerization. Gene Ontology annotation, molecular function: protein binding; peptidyl-prolyl cis-trans isomerase activity. The transcript has 13 exons.
UGUUGUUGUAACUUACCGGUAUUAUUAACUCAAAUUUAAUAUAAUAAUUUGAUUUUAGAUUAGUUUUAUUAAUUUUUAUUUAUAAUGAUAUGUUGUGUAAUACAAGUUAACAUUUGACGAUUACUGAAUUGCAAAAAAAAGUCAAUUACAUUAAUCUUGGCUGUUUGUUUCCAUAUGUUAUAUUAGACUUUCAAAAAUGUCUGAAAAAAGAGAACACGAAGACGAUGAAAAUAGUGAUAAUUCAUCAGAAGACGAAUGCGUUGGACCAAGUUUAUCUGAAGCUGCAGAAGUUGUUGAAAAGAAAAAGAAGAAAAUUUUGAAGUACGAAGAUUUAUACUUAAAAAACUUGCCCUCGUCAGAUACAUACGAAAAAAGUUAUAUGCAUCGAGAUGUCAUAACACACAUAAUAUUCACAAAAACUGAUUUUUUGAUAACGGCUAGUUGUGAUGGUCAUGUCAAAUUUUGGAAAAAGUCUGAAGAACUGAUAGAAUUUGUAAAACAUUUCCGUAGCCAUCUUACACCCAUUAUAGAUUUAACGGAUAACUACAACGGCACUCUCAUGUGCACCAUAUCUUCCGAUCAGUCAAUAAAAGUGUUUGACGUAAUUAAUUUUGACAUGAUCAACAUUAUCAAAUUGGAUUAUGUGCCGUUAAGUGCGUGUUGGGUACAUGCAAAGGGAGAUCCAAUUCACACUGUCGCAGUUAGCAGUUCAACCGAACCAAAAAUAUUUAUAUAUGACGGCAAAGGUGAAAACGUUCCACUCAAAAUACUAGAAAAGAUUCAUUCCAAACCAGUCAGCUUUAUAAAGUUUAAUCCAACGUUCUGUGUGGCUGUAUCGGCCGACAAAAGUGGUAUACUCGAGUACUGGUCAGGACCUAAAACGGAUUACCAAUUCCCAAAAUGUGCAAAGUUUGAAUCCAAGCUUGACACUGAUCUAUUUGAAUUUGUAAGGCAUAAAACGUAUCCGUCGAACUUGUGUUUUUCCAAUGACGGGUUAAAAUUUGCGACCAUGUCACCGGACCGAAAGGUUCGAGUGUUUCAUUUUUUGACUGGAAAACUUCAUAGAGUUUACGACGAGACUUUAAACAGGUUCAACGAACUUCAGCAAAAAAAACAACAGAUUCCCAACAUUGAAUUUAUUCGAAGAAUGGCAAUCGAACGAGAAUUGGAUAAAACUGAAAUUUCGCAUAGGGCCAAUUUGUGUUUUGAUGAAAGCGGACAUUAUCUUUUUUAUCCGACCAUGUUGGGCGUUAAAGUGGUGAACACAUUCAACAAUACUUUGGUGAAAAUUAUCGGCAAGCCAGAGAACCUGCGAGUGUUGAAAAUCACCUUGUUUCAAGGCAAAGCUAAGAAAGCUAAAGCUGCUGUUACGUUGGAAAUGGAAGCGGCCACCAAUCCUACGUUAGAAGGGACGUCGUCAGAUCCUACACUGUUUUGUACGGCAUACAAAAAGAAUAGGUUCUAUAUGUUCACCAAACGUGAACCGGAAGACAUAAAAAGUAUUGAUGCUGAUCGCGAUGUAUUCAAUGAGAGACCUUCAAAAGAAGACAUUAUAUCUUCUACUGAAGCUGCAUCAAUCCAACGGCUGUACGACACGGCGACCCUUCACACUGUGUACGGAGAUAUUCAAGUGGCGCUGUUCAAAGAAUGUCAAAAAACCGUAGAAAAUUUCUGCGUACACAGCAAGAAUGGCUACUACAACGGAAAUAUUUUUCAUAGGGUCAUUAAAGGAUUUAUGAUACAAACUGGAGAUCCUACUGGCACUGGCUUGGGCGGAGAGAGUAUUUGGGGAGGCGAAUUCGAAGACGAAAUCCGGCCACAUUUGAAACACGACAGACCAUACACCCUGAGCAUGGCCAAUGCAGGACCCGGUACAAACGGCAGCCAGUUCUUCAUCACGCUGAUACCAACUCCUUGGUUGGACAAUAAACACACAGUUUUCGGACGAGUUACUAAAGGAAUGGAAGUGGUCCAAACAAUUUGCAGUGCGAAAACGCAUCCAAAAACUGAUAAGCCACACGACGAUAUACAAAUAAUCAACAUCAGUUUGAAAUGAUCAAACCAAUAUUGUGACAUGAUUUUUUUUUUUUUAUACAUCAUAACUAAUAUAAUACAUUUUUUUCAAAUACAACAAUGUUUUAUU